This is a messenger RNA of Rhodotorula toruloides NP11, 468 nucleotides long. RefSeq lists its product as uncharacterized. The record is from RefSeq and is a predicted model, not a curated record. Lineage: Eukaryota; Fungi; Basidiomycota; Microbotryomycetes; Sporidiobolales; Sporidiobolaceae. The transcript is spliced from 3 exons. The coding region runs from base 1 to 468 and encodes 155 amino acids.
AUGAAACCGACGAGCUACCGCGAGCUCGCUGCCAUCGAGGAGCUCACGGACGAGCAGAUGGACUGGUUCAGUCACUCGCAUGCAAAGGCGCUUUGCAUCGAAGCGGUCCGCAAGGCUCGCUCCAAGUCGAGGGAGACCGACAAGGCGGCGAUGGCUCCGCCGAAGAAGGUCGCGUCGAACGCUUCCAGUUCAACCUCGCGCGGUCCUGCUGGCGCCGGCGCUGGCAAGACAAAUGACUCUCGCUCGACCGCCUCGACUUCGGCGAAACCAUCCGCCUCGACGUCUCGCACGAACAGCAAGCCCGCGAAGCCGCUCAAUCUCUCGGCGUUCGCGUACAGCGGCGGAACACCCGGCGGCGGCGCGAAGAAGACGGGCGGCGCAGCGGGCGGGAGGAGCGGAGGAGGGAGCAGCGGGAAAGGCGGCGGUGGGAGCGGCGCUAUCAAGGCGAUGCCGAUCGUCAAGCGGUAG